Cuscuta campestris is the source of this 823-nucleotide messenger RNA. The record is from the annotation of a GenBank genome assembly. Lineage: Eukaryota; Viridiplantae; Streptophyta; Magnoliopsida; Solanales; Convolvulaceae.
AUCAAACAAGAUCACACAUGACUAUUUUUAGGCUUACAGAUUGAGAGAAUUUGAUGAAUCAAAGUGCUUAGAUGAACAGUUUCAAAAGUCCAAAGUGGACAAACACUCCGGGAAGAACCAAGUACUCAUUAUUAAUUUUGAAUUUUUGACGGGUGAUAGGCUCGCCUGCCCGCCUAAAACGUGGUUCUUUUCCACCCUCACACAGUCGUUCCCUCUGAAAGGCGGACACAUCACUCUCUUCUCUUCACCUCUUAAUUCUUAAAACAAAUGGCGAUGACAUCGGCAGAACUUCCACCAGAUCUCGGCGCGAAAUGGACGGAGCUCUUACGGCGGGAGGAUCUGGCACCGAGAUCGGGGCGCCAGCGCCGUCGGAGAAAUCGGCACCGGUAAUUCCGAGAGAAUCGCCGCCGCCUCCACCAGCGGCGCAGGGUGAAGGCUCGUCGAUUCCGGCCCCGUCGAUGGAGGAGCUGGAUAAGGACGUUCUGUGUCCGAUAUGCAUGCAAGUCGUCAAGGACGCGUUUCUGACCCCUUGCGGGCACAGCUUCUGCUACAUGUGUAUCGUCACUCAUCUUAAGAACAAGAGCGAUUGCCCCUGUUGCUCCCAUUACCUCACGAAGAAACAGCUCUACCCUAAUUUCCUCCUCAAUAAAUUAUUGAUGAAGACUACUGCUCAUCAUAUUUCUAAAACUGCAUUACCUGUGGAACAGUUUUGCCGGGCAAUACAAGAGUUGCACAGAAAAAUGAGGCAAUGAUGCAUUCAGGUAUUUGUUGCUUUCUUGUUCAUUACAAGAUUGAUAUUGGAAAAUCAAUUUGCAAUCCAUGA